Messenger RNA from Lindgomyces ingoldianus, 891 nucleotides. Its product is annotated as phosphoglycerate mutase-like protein. Gene Ontology annotation, molecular function: phosphatase activity. The transcript is spliced from 2 exons. The record is from RefSeq and is a predicted model, not a curated record. Gene Ontology annotation, cellular component: cytoplasm. Bases 1 to 891 code for a protein of 296 amino acids. Lineage: Eukaryota; Fungi; Ascomycota; Dothideomycetes; Pleosporales; Lindgomycetaceae.
AUGGCACCCAGAGUCAUCCACUUCAUCCGCCAUGCUCAAGGUUAUCACAAUCUCUCCAUAGAAGCCCACAAGAUCCGAGAUCCUCUCCUCACUCCUUAUGGCGAGCAGCAGUGCAAGAGACUUGCCGAAGAGAUCGGCAACGGAAUCGGUAUCCAUUCGAUCGAUUGCAUUGUGGCCUCCCCCAUUAGACGCACUCUAUAUACGGCACUGCAUACAUUCGGCCCUCUCCUGGCCGCCAAGCCGGAUUUCAAAAUCAUCGCCCUCCCAGAUCUGCAAGAAACAUCAGCUCUUCCUUGCGAUGUCGGCUCCUCACUAGGAGCACUCAAGCAAGAAUUCAAAGAUCGCCCAGUCGACUUCUCACAUGUCCAUGAAGGCUGGAACAAUAAGCAAUCAGGACCGUUUGCUCCUCGUGCUGAUCUUGUUGCUAAACGCUCCCGGAACGCUCGGAAAUUUCUGCAGAGCAGGGCAGAGGACUCGGUGGCUGCCGUUACGCAUGGAGGACUUCUACACUUCCUGACCGAAGACUGGGCAGGCCAUGCAAAGUUUUGUGGGACUGGAUGGGCGAAUUGCGAACUCCGAACGUAUCAGUUUGACAACUCUAGUCCAACAACAAUAGCGAAUGCUACAAUCAUCGAGACUCCGUGGUCUUGUCAGCGUCGUAGCGACAAGCUCCAGCCACUUACCCUCGACGAACAGCUUGAGCUAGCGGCCGUUGCGCAGAGGUCGUGGGCUGAAGAUGGCUACAUUACUUUGCCGGAAAAUAUGUUAUUCGACAAGAGCGACCCAGAAGCAUCACAUGCUACAGCUGUGACUUCUCAUUCCGCUGAGGCCAUUCCUAGGCAUGACACGAAAGAGAUGGAUGUCGCUGUUCAGACCAGAGCACACCUCUAA